GUCAAAUGGUUCCAACCGGCGGCGUGUGAUGACGUAGGCGUGUCUUUGGGCGGGUUGCUAGUACAAUAACAGCGCGCAGUGACUGUGACACGAACCAGCGGCGGGAAAGAAUGUCACCGCUGUGGAGAUGGAGCAGCUGGAGCUCAACCCGAGGAUCAUAGCAGCCGCAAGCAGAGCUCAUCUGAAGUCACCCAGGGAGGUGUUGUGUGUCUCAGGUCCAGACUUACAGAGGCUCACGGGUCUGUCCAGCUCAGACGUCCAGCAGCUGCUCAUCGCCGCCGCCACCUCCUGCAGACCCCACCCUCCGAUCGCAGCCCUUGUGCUCCAUCGUAAGUUGGAUGCUGGCCUCAGACUCAGCGUUGGAUGUCCUGUACUGAACCAGUUGCUGAGGGGGGGGCUACUUGUGGGGGGGGUCACUGAGCUGUCAGGAGAAAGCGGAGCGGGAAAGACUCAGCUGGCUCUGCAGCUCUGUCUGUCUGUACAGUAUCCAACGCAGUACGGAGGGCUGCAUUCAGGAGCAGUGUACAUCUGCACCGAGGACUCUUUUCCUAUCAAACGUCUGCAGCAGCUGAUCAGAGAUCAGUCCCUUCUGCGCUCGGACGUUCCUCCUUCGCUGAUCAGCAGCCUGCAGUUCAGUGACCGCGUCUACAUCGAACACGUAGCAGACCUGGACUCCCUGCAGGUGUGUCUCUCUCGCCGCGUCCCCCUGCUACUGACCCGGGGGCUGGUUCGGCUCCUUGUGGUCGACUCGUUGGCGGCUCUUUUCAGGUCAGAGUUUCAGGCUUCUGAUUGGCUGGAGAGGAGCAAACAGCUCAUUACCUUCUCCUCCACACUGCACCACCUGAGCUCGAGGUUCACUACACCUGUCCUCUGUAUCAACCAGGUGACAGAUUUUCUUAGCGGCUCAGACGACAGUUUGGGCUCGCUCUCCUCCAGCGUGUCUCCAGCACUGGGGCUGCUCUGGGCCAAUCAGGUGAUGGUUCGGCUAAUGAUGCGUCGUCUCCAGGCGACUGUUGCCCAUGGCGACCAGACAAGCGUCCUCCGCAGGCUGGAGGUGGUGUUUGCUCCUCAUUUGGCCCGGAGCGGGCGAGACGCCGCAGUGUGGAGGGAGGGGGUCCGAGGGGUGAUGAGGGAGGAGGGGGAGGGAGGAGGUCCUCACUUCUGUUUAACAAAUAAGGAAACAGAUGGCUGUAAAUGAUGAACUGGGAGAGGUGAAACAAAGACAAAGUUUAUAAAAUCGAUGAUGUCACUCUUUGGAUUAUAUGCGACCCUCAUUUCAAUGUUUACCUCAUUCUAGGUUUUUUCAAGGAUACACCGAUUCUCAAGUAUAUUCUGCAUAUUAUUUUGUUUGAUUGUUGUCAGAUUAACAGUUUGAUAUUAAAAAUAAACCAUGAGACUCUA
Messenger RNA from Pungitius pungitius (ninespine stickleback), 1401 nucleotides. RefSeq names its product X-ray repair complementing defective repair in Chinese hamster cells 3 (gene xrcc3). Gene Ontology annotation, cellular component: replication fork; Rad51C-XRCC3 complex. The record is from RefSeq and is a predicted model, not a curated record. The transcript is spliced from 7 exons. NCBI's taxonomy places the organism in Eukaryota, Metazoa, Chordata, Actinopteri, Perciformes, Gasterosteidae. The coding region runs from base 128 to 1198 and encodes 356 amino acids. Gene Ontology annotation, biological process: double-strand break repair via synthesis-dependent strand annealing; t-circle formation; resolution of mitotic recombination intermediates. Gene Ontology annotation, molecular function: four-way junction DNA binding; ATP binding; ATP-dependent DNA damage sensor activity.